AUGGGCCGCAACAUGGCGCUUCCCCUGCUCCUGGCGCUGGCGGCCCUAGUGGCGUCGCUGCCGUCGGGUUCCGUCGCGACGGCGGGGACGGCUGGUGCGUUCGACAGCUGGUUGUCGGCGAACCAGAAAGACUUCGCGAUCAACCAGGCGUUGUACGCGAAGAAGGCGGUGGGUGACACCGGCAGCACCAUCGACGAGUCCCUGUCCAAGGCGGAGGAUAACAAGACCACCUACGUGGUGGACCCCAAGGGCGGUGGUGACUACAAGACCAUCACGGCCGCGAUCGACGCCAUCCCGGAGGGCAACACCGGUCGCGUAAUCCUGGACCUGAAACCCGGCGAGUACCGUGAGAAGAUCUUCCUCAACCUCAGCAAGCCCUACGUGACUUUCAAGUCCGAUCCCAAGAACCCGGCCAUCAUCGCCUGGAGCGACACCGCUGCGACGCUAGGGAAAGACGGGAAGCCGGUGGGCACGGUGGGGAGCACCACCUGCGCCAUCGAGUCCGACUACUUCGUGGCGUACGGCGUCGUGUUCAAGAACGACGCGCCACUGGCCAAGCCGGGGGCCAAGGGCGGGCAGGCGGUGGCGCUGCGUACGUUCGGCACCAAGCAGGCCUUCUACAACUGCACCAUCGACGGCGGGCAGGACACGCUGUACGACCACAAGGGGCUGCACUACUUCAAGGACUGCGUGAUCAAAGGGAGCGUGGACUUCAUCUUCGGGUUUGGGAGGUCCUUGUACGAGAACUGCCGCAUCGUGUCCAUCGUGAAGGAGAUCGCCGUUCUCACGGCGCAGCAGCGGACCAAGACCAUCGAGGGCGCUAUCGAGAGCGGGUUCUCGUUCAAGAACUGCAGCAUCAUGAGCGAAGGCGGGGGGGAUAUCUAUCUUGGCAGGGCGUGGGGGGACUCGUCGCGUGUCAUCUACGCCUACACCGAGAUGAGCAAGGAGGUGGUGCCAGUUGGAUGGGACGGAUGGAACAUCAAGCAGCCUGAGAGUAGCGGGAUCUACUACGGCGAGUUCAAAUGCAGCGGGCCGGGGUCGGACGCGAGGAAGAGGGUCGGGUGGGCUGUGGAUCUCACCGAGGCCCAGGCCAAGCCCUUCAUCGGCACACACUACAUCUUCGGCGACUCUUGGAUUCUGCCACCGCCAACUGGGAACUCUCCUCCCUCUAAAAAAGGCUCCAGUGGAGGAGCCCCCGCCACAUCUCCCGCCUCAUCGCCCGAGUCGGCAGAUUCAGCCUCAUCGCCCGAGUCGGCGGAUUCAGCCGCGUCGCCCAAGUCGGCGUCCUCAGCCUCGUCGCCCAAAUCCGCCUACUCAGCUGCAUCCAAGACGAAGAAGAAAGAAUUAUAGAGGAAGAAGAUCUGACUCUUCUUCGUGUGUUAGAGACAACGCUUCACCAUCUUGCUCUGCAAGAGGCUAAUUGGCUUCGAUCCAUCGGGCUUUAGGACCAGACAGCAUGCAUCCCUAGAUGAGCUUAUUUUCAUAGUUUCUUCAGGGUCGAAAUGAAACACGUACUGCUCAAGAUUGAGAGAUAGAGACUUCAUAUUUUAGAUAUUUCCGUAUUCUCUUCUUUUUAUACCUUCAAAUUGUAUGUACUGAAGGCAACCAGUGCACCUGAUUCAACUGUUUUUAGUUUGGCGACUGUGAUUCUGCCAUAUAGAGAUAUAGUACUAGUACAUCGCACGUGCCAUGCACGUGUAGGUUUAAGGAUUAUUAUUCUGAUGAAAAAUGUUGUGCCUUCAGAGUGAUUGAAGGCAUUUUUGUUUA
Molecule: messenger RNA, 1767 nt
Organism: Triticum dicoccoides
Lineage: Eukaryota; Viridiplantae; Streptophyta; Magnoliopsida; Poales; Poaceae
Product: putative pectinesterase 63
Exons: 3
Coding region: 1-1350 (449 amino acids)
Biological process (GO): cell wall modification; pectin catabolic process
Molecular function (GO): pectinesterase activity
Source: RefSeq, a predicted model, not a curated record